AUGGAAGCUGCCUGGAUUUCAAAGAACCAUGGUGACGAUCUGUACCUACAAUGCACGUACACUUGCAUGCGAGUACUCGAUAGAAGACUUGCUCAUGCAAGCAAGAAGGACAAAGUAGGACGUCAUCGACCUGACCGAGACGAGAAGACGCCAGCCUUUCAACGCCAGAUUAAGGUAAGAUAA
Messenger RNA from Angiostrongylus costaricensis, 183 nucleotides. The record is from the annotation of a GenBank genome assembly. NCBI's taxonomy places the organism in Eukaryota, Metazoa, Nematoda, Chromadorea, Rhabditida, Metastrongylidae.